This is a messenger RNA of Dicentrarchus labrax (European seabass), 6290 nucleotides long. RefSeq names its product H-2 class II histocompatibility antigen, A-U alpha chain. The coding region runs from base 5030 to 5734 and encodes 234 amino acids. Gene Ontology annotation, biological process: peptide antigen assembly with MHC class II protein complex; antigen processing and presentation of exogenous peptide antigen via MHC class II; immunoglobulin production involved in immunoglobulin-mediated immune response. The record is from RefSeq and is a predicted model, not a curated record. The transcript has 4 exons. Gene Ontology annotation, cellular component: MHC class II protein complex. Lineage: Eukaryota; Metazoa; Chordata; Actinopteri; Moronidae. Gene Ontology annotation, molecular function: MHC class II protein complex binding.
AUUCUUCUGUUCCCAUCAACCUCCAGUUUCCAGCUGCUGCAAGUAGCUGGUUUUGUUGCUCCAGUAAUGAAAAUGGUCUAUAGAAUAUUAACUGAAUUUGUUUAAAUGAGAAGAAAGUUUUUCUUUAAAAUUACAUUGAGCAGAGGACACAUUUUCUUUCAGGGUUACAUUGUUGUCUUUAGUAAAAGUCUUCUCAUUGUUUCUUUUCUCUUGUCUUUCUUUGCAUAUUUGCUGUUGAGAUAAUCCAAAGUAACAGAAAGUGAAGAAGUUACAUUACUUUAAUGAUACUCGGAUUAGGUUUCUGACUACAUUGACAGGCAAUUAAUAGUAAUUAGUAGCAAUAAUAGUAAACCCUCACAACCCUCACCACGUCAACUUUGACCUGAAUGCUAAUGACAGCAUGCUAAUGUGCUCAUAAUGACAAUACAUGUUGAUGUUUAGCAGGUAACAUUUACCAUCUUCACCAUCUUAACAUUUGCUACUCAGCACCGGUGGUGGAUGUGGGGUGAACUUAGGUGUUCAGGGAGAAAUUGUUCAUAGCUGUAUUAAAAGGUUUCUAAAGUUUGUUUAUGAAACAAAUAUAAUUUAUUGCACUUGAACGCACCGACAGCAACAGAUAUUACAGACAAUAGGUGCAGAGAAAACCCCUGUUUGCUGGCAGUCUUCCCAUCUGCCUCUCCUUCCUCUUACAGGUCCAGACACAUUGUUUUAUUUCCCCAUUGAUUCAGUCCACAACAAAGUGUGUAUCAAAGUGCAUUAAUUAGCAGAGGUUUACUGUCAGACUCAAAAUCCUGGAUGGAUAUUACUUACUUAUUAUUACUCAGAACUAAGAGUUACUGUUUCUACCCUCAGUUAUUUCUCUUCUUCUGCCCUAAUAUAAUAACAGCAUGAAGUCACCCUCGACUCAGAGUAAAACCUCUGCAUGUCUCUCUCCCGUGCAUGGAAGUCCUUAAAAAUUGGUAUGGUAUUGUGAAUAAGAAAAAAAUAUGGAAAGUAAAAAAUAGAGAAAUAAAUUAAAUAUAAUAUUUAAUAUUCUAAUUACUGCCACCAUACAUUUAGACUUGCACUAUAGCUCUCUGCUUCUAUUAGCGACAAAGUUAGAGAUCCAGAUAUUUCCCUCUGGGGUUGGAUGGUGUGAUGACCCCUCCCACUCUGGUUGGUCUGUGUAUUUUUCCCUUAUUCCUUUUUAGGAGACAGAGUGGCAGGGGUGUGGCUAUAAGAUGAGCUACACCUGAUUCCUCCCCGAUUACAAGGCUUUAAAGUGGCUUGAUCCGUUAGUUGUCUCUCUUUCCUUCCAGCCAGCAGGUCCUGGGUUUGUUGCUACCUUUGGUUUGAUAAAUCCCAUUCCCUUUACAUGCACAACUCUGCCCAUAUCCACACAUACACUCACUGCACUACUGACAACCCUGAUGUACAUAUAUCUUUUAUACUUUGUUUAGUGUGAAUAUUGGUUAAUUAACUUUAUUUUGCCUUAAACACUUUAAUUAUCUGUGUGGUCUCCCUUGUUUUGUAUGAACUGUGAGCAGGUUCAUGACAAUAGGGGGCCUGUCAAAACUGAAUAGUUUAAUAAUUUAAUUUUGACUUUCCUGGUGUUUAACAUUUGGAAAUGUUUGUUUUUGUGCCAUUUGUAAUUGUGAUAUUACUUCACCUAGGUAAAUUAUUGUGGGAGAUGCACACAGAUUUUUUGAGUUUUGGUUUUGGAAGAUGGGGAGCUUUGUUAGUCUCUAGUAGCUAAUUUUUGUGGCAGUGUGGGUUCUUACUUAAUGGCUUUAAUAUUUUUUGGAGUUCUUUUCCCCUGUUAGGUUUCAGACAGCGGGUUUUGUUUAGGGAAUCUGUUGUUUUUUUUGGUUUGUUUUUUGUAGUGUGGUGGUGAACGUGGGUAGAGCAUUGCUCGGGAACACCUCAGUGGAUUCUGGGAGGGUCGCUGGUUAACCAGUUGCUUUCCCACCCCACUGAUUUAGAGUGUAUAAGUACCCCCUGCAAUUAACCACUCGAAGACUAGGGUUGAGUUAGAUAGAUUUGGGUGAGAUAGAUGGGGGGGAUUGGACUCCAGGUUUGUGCCAUUUGGGGUUUAAACCUGCACUGUUUGUCUUCUACUUAGAGGUAACUGCUUUUGAAUGCUCAGGGACGUGCUGACGUGCAACAGUAAGCGUACUGUGUAAUUUCCAGUUACUGACUGCUCCAGUGUACAGUGUUGGCUGAUGUAGCUUUGUCCAGUGAACGCUGAAAAAGUCACUAUUUUACUCAUGUGUCUUACUCAGUGAAUUAGAAGCACGCUACAGCACCGCAGAGAAAUCUUUAGCCACGAUAGUUAGCCAGCCCCAGUAGUCGGUGCGAGCUGACCCAGUGUAGCUUCUGCUAGCCCCCCAGUGGGUCCCGAGUAGCCCGGAAGCCAGGGAGGCAGGGUGACUGUCGGAAAGAGGCCUAGCCCCAAACAGCAGAAGCCCACAGUUCACCAGCAACAGGUUCAUGUGUUCAAUAGAUAUUCCCCACGAAGCGACACACCUGCUGGAAAAACAAACUCUGGUUAUUGGCAGCUCAACAGUUAGGACCGUGAAUUUAGCGACACCAGCAACCAUAGUUAAAUGUAUCCCUGGGGCCAGAGCAGGCGGUAUUGAAUCAUAUUUAAAACUGCUGGCUAAGGACAAAUGUAAAUAUAGUAAAAUGGUUAUUCAUGUUGGUGGUAAUGUAUGUGGUGUAAAUAUGCUAAAACAAUGUCAGACUCCGUAGUUUUCUCUGGUCCCCUCCCCAAUCUGACCAGUGACAUGUAAAACCGCAUUGUUUUCUGGACACCACCUCGACAGCCAGAAAACGAUGUGGGCUUCAUUGAUAACUGGCAGACCUUCUGGGGAAAACCUGGUCUCAUUAGGAGAGACGGCAUCCAUCCCACUUUGGAUGGAGCAGCUCUUAUCUAGAAAUAUAACGGUUUCUUUCUAAAACCUGACAAUCCAGAGUUGGGACCAGGAAGCAGAGCUGCUGUCUUACGCACUUCUCUGCACUUCCAUUAGAACAGUCACCCAAAACCCCGGAGACUGUCUGUCCCUGAGCACCUGAAUUAUUUGAAGAAAUAAAAACAAGAGGAAUUAAACAUAAAAACCUUAUAAAAAUCUAAACAAAUUCCUCAGUAGCACAAAAUAAAAGAAUGAAACAUGGACUAUUAAACAUCAGGCCUCUGUCAUCUAAAGCAGUUCUAGUUAAUGAAUUAAUAUUAGAUUCUAAUAUAGAUUUACUUUCUUACUGAGACCUGGCUGUUUGUUAUAUUGUACUGCGCUCCUGGCCCGUACUCUGAUUUUCUGUCUGAAUUCUCAGUUUUUAUCAAGUUUAGUCCUUUAAAUCAGUAAUUAUUGUAGGUGAUUGUAAUUUUCAUGUGAAUGUUGACAAUAACAGCCUUAGUAAUGCAUUUAUUUCAUUAAUGGACUCAAUUGGCUUCUGUCGGAGUGUAAAUAAACCCACCCAUCGUUUUAAUCACUCUUGACCUUGUUCUAUCAUAUGGCAUUGAUAUUGAACAUUUAAUAGUCUUUCCCCAAAGUCCUUUUCUACCUGACCAUUAUUUAAUAACUUUUGAAUUCCUAAUACUAGAUUAUAAGCAAUUAGGCAAAACUUCCUACAGCAGAUGUCUAUCUGACAGUGCUGUAGCUAAAUUUAAGGAGGAGAUUCCAUCAGUGUUUAAUUCAAGGGCAUGUCUGAAUAUAACAGUCCUAUAAUACGCUUAGUCCCUCCCAAAUUGAUAAUCUUGUUAAUAGUGCUGCAGGCAGGCUCUCUGCAAACAACACUAAAUACUAUUGCCCCUAUAAAAAGAAAAUAUUAAGACAUAAGAGUCUAGCACCAUGGUACCACCAAUUAAAGCAAAGUGCAGAAAUCUGAGAGGAAAUUGUGUUUUGCCAAAUUAUUAGAAUAUCGCUCAAUUUGGCAAGAUAGUCUUAAAAAGGACGAAGAAAAUAAGAACAACCCCAGGUUCCUAUUCAGCACUGUAGCCAGACUGACAGUCACAGCUCCAUUGAGCCAUGUAUCCCCAUAACCUUAAGUAGCAGCGACUUUAUGAGCUUCUAUAAUAAAAUUAUUACUUUAGAGACAAAAUUAAUAACCAAAUGCCCUCAACAGGUAUUGCUGUCAAAGUUCAGGACUUUUAACUAAUUUAAAAUCAGAUAUAUUUAGACUGUUUUUCUGCUAUCGAUCUUCAUCAACCAACGUCAAUAAUUUCUACAUCGAAGCCAUCAACCUGUCUUUUAGAGCCCAUCCCAACUAGGCUGUUUAAAGAAGUCUUGCCCUUAAUUGGCACUACUUUACUGGAUAUGAUCUCUUUAUUGUCAGGAUAUGUACCACAAUAUGUACCAAUUCUAUUCACUUUAUACAUGCUUCCCAUGGGCAACAUUAUUAGGAAUCACCCCAUUAACGUUCACUGUUAUGCAGAUGAUACCCAGUUAUAUCUGUCGAUCAAGCCCGAUGAAAUUAAUCAGUUAUAUAAGUUACAAAACAUGUCUUAAGGACAUUUUCUGAUGCUAAACUAAAAAACUGAAGUUCUUGUACUUGGCCCCAAACACCUGAGACUCACUGUCUAAAGAUAUAGCUCUCUCUUUGAUGAUUUGACCACAAUGGAAAUACUUCAUUCAUCUGACAUUUUGUAGUUUGUGCUGUAAUUUCUUCAUUUUCAUCAUGUUGACUAAAGUAAAUUACAUUGGAAAAUUCAACACUGCCAACAGGCUAAAAGUUCAUGUUUUGGCAAAAGCUUUAUGUACAGAUUACUUGCAAAACAGGUCAGACAGCUGCUUUCACAUCUACAUUUACACAGAAGCUGUGGUCAAACUCUCUACAAAGUGACGUAUUUGAGAUUUAUUUCAAUCUCAUCCUUUUGCUAAUUCAUAAUACAGUUAAGUAUAAUUUAACUUAAAUUGACUGCAUUUCUCUGGUUACUUUUUACUUUGCCCAUGUUUUCCACCUGAUUUGGUCAUGUGAUUGUAUUUGUUUCCUUAUUGGUAACAAAUGAAACAAUUCUCCAUUCAGAGUUCGAACCACGAAGAUCUACUCUGACAUGCAGCGCUCUGCUCUCAUAAUCCUGACGCUCAACAGCUUCUGUGCUUUGUCACAAAUUCCCCAUGAGGUUCUCUAUUUUGUGGGCUGCUUUAUAAAUGGCACAACUGAGGUCCAGUUUGAGUUUGAUAAUGAGGAGAUUUUACAUGUGGAUUUACAAAAAGAGGACAUUGAAUACACUGUGCCCAGACUUAUUGAUCUGGAUCAAAGUCACAUUUUUGAGGGUUUCAGCGUAUUAAGUGAAGCUUUCAGUAGCAAGGAUAUCUGUUUAACACUUAAUAAAGGAGUUGCAAGUGAAUUUAAAAAUCCACCAGAAGAAAAAGAAGAAUUUGAGCCGGGAGUUGAAAAUGGCCUCACCUGUUUUGUGAAUCAUUUCUACCCACCUGAUAUUAAAGUCAGCUGGACUAAAAAUGGUCGUCCGGUGUCAGAAGGGGUGUCACUCAGCUGUUAUUAUCCCAAUAAUGAUCAAACCUUCUACCAGUUCUCAACCCUGACGUUCACACCGAUGGAGGGCGACAUGUACAGCUGCACUGUGGAGCACUCAGCCCUGGACAGCCCUAAGACAAGGAUCUGGGCUUCCUCCACAGAACCUGAAGUGACUCCUCCCGGUCUUGGACCAGAUAUUUUCUGUGGAGUGGGUCUGACUGUGGGCUUGUUGGGAGUUGCAGUUGGAGUAUUUUUCAUUGCCAAAGGACACCAUGGAUAAUAUGAAUAUAGGAAUACUGUUAACAUUGCAAAUGAACACUGUCAGCAGGUUAGAAUAUUAAGGAAAAAAGGAGUUCAUGAAAUUCAACUGGCCAUUAGAAAUGGAAAAAUACAACAUAUCUUAACAAAACACUUCAUGGAGAGAAGCUGUGGGUCAACACCUGCAACUAAAGGAUUUGCACACUUUAAGGUCUGAAUGAGCAUUAGAAAUAACAUCUUUAUCAUACCAUUGUUUGUAUCUGCUUGCAUCUACUCUGCCUCUCUGAUAUAUGGCACCAUAUUAACUAGCAGUAUACAGUAGAAGGACAGCUUCUGGGUAAUCACACUGUAACUGAUUGCCAUGUGACACACUGUAUGUUUGAUUCUGUCUGUUUGACACUUGUAUAUCUGCUUAAAUGUGCUUUGUAUUCCUAUAUUAUUCAUGGAAACUGUAAGUACAUGCCACAGAAUAUCUGUUACUACUGCAUUUAGUUGAGUAAACUUGUAAAAAGUGCAUUAUAAAACCUUGUUUGUUCUUAACACAACUUUAUAAAUAAAUCAAUGGAGAUAAAUGUUUA